AUGUAUGUACUUGGAGAAGAUCUAAGUAUGAACACAGUGAAGCAAUAUAUGAUGAAGAACUGGAAUUUUGUGAAGUUACCGGAUAUGUUUUACAAUGAAGAAGGGUUUUUCAUCCUGCGAUUCCACUCGUUCCAAGACAAGCAUUCAGUGAUAAUGAAAGGGUCGUAUACAAUUCAUAAUCGACCAAUGAUGGUCCGUGACUGGAAACCUGAUUUUAGCUUGAACAAGUACAUGCUCAGAACGAUCCCGUUGUGGGUUAAACUCCCUCAGUUGCCAUUACACUUAUGGGGAGCACGUAGCCUAAGCAAAAUUGGGAGUGCAAUUGGUACGCCAUUGGUGACAGACGAAUGCACAUCAAAUAAGCUUAGGAUGUCGUAUGCGCGAAUAUUGGUGGAAAUUGACAUCACCCAAGACCUGAAGUCUGACAUUAUGAUCAGAGAUAAAAAAGGAGACCGAUUGAAGCAACCCAUAGAAUACGAAUGGAAACCCCUAUACCAUAGAAGAUGCCAUAAGGUUGGGCACAAUUGUGAAAAACCUGCUAAACAAGCCAAGGAAUUGAGGCCUAAAGUUAAGGAAGUACAAAUUAGAGAAGAGGUGAAAACCAAUGUUGAAGAGAAGAUGGAAAGUGUGCAAUCUGAAACAGCAGAGGAGGAUCAAAAUGAUGAAAAUGAUGAGUGGUCAAGAAUUACAAGCAACAGAAGGGAUAAAGGCAAGGGAAUUUCUAAGGAAGGUACCUCAAUCCAUUCUCAAAACGGUUUUGGACUACUAGGGAUUUUGAAUGAUCCUCUAAGUAGUCAAAACAGGGUCCAAUGUUAG
Molecule: messenger RNA, 816 nt
Organism: Lathyrus sativus (Indian pea)
Lineage: Eukaryota; Viridiplantae; Streptophyta; Magnoliopsida; Fabales; Fabaceae
Source: the annotation of a GenBank genome assembly